UUUAAUGCUAGCUAGCUAGUUAGUUAUGGGAGACUCUUCUUCAUCUUCUUGUCCUGCUUCAUACAUUCAUAUGGUGCAGCAUCUGAUCGAGAAGUGUUUGAUCUUUCACAUGACCAAGGAAGAAUGCAUGGAAGCUCUCUCUAAACAUGCAAAUAUUAAUCCUAUUAUAACAUCCACCGUGUGGAAGGAGCUAGAGAAGGAAAACAAGGAAUUCUUUGAGGCUUACAUGAAGUCGAAGGCUAAAGACGACAGAAUGUCUCAGGAAGAGACAAAUCAGAUAAUACAGAAGAUGAUCUCAGAGUCAGAUUCCUCUAAAAGAUGACUAAACAGCUAUAUAGCAAAUAACACAAUGCCAUGUCAGCUAUGUAAUUUUAUCUCAGAUAGUAUAUAAUUAGUAUCAGUAUGCAUGCAUAUUAUCACAUAUAUGUGUGUAUGGGAUUAAAACCACACGUCUUUUGUGGUUGUGACUUAGUUUGGUUGUACCCAACAACAGGAAUAUAUAUUGUCUCAUUUAAAAUAUUUACAUGCAUGGCUGCAUAUUUUGUGAAAAUAAGAGACGUAGAUAUACAAAGACUAUAGUUUUGUAAUUUCAUGAUUGUUUUUUUCUAAAGGACACCUAUUUCAUAUGGUUUGUACCGAUAAUUCUAUAUCUUAAUUAACUUUUGUUAUAUCA
Molecule: messenger RNA, 673 nt
Organism: Glycine soja
Lineage: Eukaryota; Viridiplantae; Streptophyta; Magnoliopsida; Fabales; Fabaceae
Exons: 3
Coding region: 26-322 (98 amino acids)
Source: RefSeq, a predicted model, not a curated record